This is a messenger RNA of Drosophila hydei, 1710 nucleotides long. RefSeq names its product pickpocket protein 28 (gene ppk12). Gene Ontology annotation, biological process: sodium ion transmembrane transport. Bases 1 to 1710 code for a protein of 569 amino acids. Gene Ontology annotation, cellular component: membrane. Gene Ontology annotation, molecular function: ligand-gated sodium channel activity. The transcript has 7 exons. NCBI's taxonomy places the organism in Eukaryota, Metazoa, Arthropoda, Insecta, Diptera, Drosophilidae. The record is from RefSeq and is a predicted model, not a curated record.
AUGGAGGCCAAGCCGAAGAGUCAAAAAAGUUUCGUCUUCUUACAGAAUAGUUUUCAGAAAAGUUUGAAAGUGUUUUUGAGGGAAACCGGCCUGCAUGGCCUCAAGUUUGUGGGCGACUCAACGCUCAACAUCUGGGAGCGAUCCUUCUUCCUGAUAGCCUUUGUGGCCGCAUUCGUCAUGACCUGCCAGCUGAUAUCGAACAUUUAUGCCAAGUGGGAUAGCACACCAGUUAUCAUUGGAAUCAGUCCGCAUGCCACGUCCAUACGCAAGGUGCCCUUUCCAUCUGUAACCAUAUGCAACAUGAAUCAGUUUCAACGCAGUAAAGUCAUAAAGUACAAAGAGGGUUCGGCUGAGUUCGAUGCCAUGAAAGUGCUUUGCAAUCCCCACUCGGAGGAGAUCGAAAGAGGUAUUGAGGCGGACAGCCCCUCAUGGACCUCGACUAUCAACGCCAGCAACACCCUCAAGAUAACCGACUUUGUCAAGAACCACGCCCAGCCCUGCAGCCAAAUGCUGCGAUACUGCAGAUUCAGUGGAAGGGAAGUCAACUGCCACGAAAUAUUUCGCAGCAUAAUCACAGAUGAGGGCUUGUGUUGCGUCUUUAAUAUUCUGCCUGCACCAUUUCUAUAUAAAUCACGUGAAAAUGAGAGCAUAAGCAAUUUUACAGCGCUUGGAUAUACACCUGUGAGAUGGGAUCCCGAAUCGGGAUAUCCCGCGCAGCUGCCCAACCUGUUCUAUCCACUGCCGGCAUUCGGCACAGGCAUCACAAUGGGCUUUACUGUGGUUCUAGAUGCGCAGCUGAGCGAAUAUUACUGUUCGUCCACGAAUGGACCUGGCUUUAAGAUUCUCUUUCACAAUCCCAUAACGCUGCCCAAUGUCAAGGAGGAGGGCCUCGUGCUGGGCAUUGGCUAUGAGACGAACUUUCGGCUCGCGGUCAGCAGGUCGGAGGCGGUGCCAACAAUUCGUGGCAUAUCCCGCGACGACCGUCAGUGCGUGUUCAACAAUGAGAAGAAGCUGAUCUACCACAAGGUCUAUACGCACAACUACUGUGAAAACGAAUGCAUUGCCAAAUACCUGUACACGGCUUGCAACUGUAUUCCCCACAGCUAUCCGCAUAUCUAUCAGAAUGCGAGUGUUUGCAGCGUUAGGGAUGCGGUCUGCAUUCGCAGGGCCCAGCGGCCGGAGAACAGGCAACAGACGGCCAACUGCCGCCAGGACUGUCUGCCCAGCUGCUUCGACCUGAGCUAUGCAGCCGACUCGCUGUAUUUCCCCCUGGCCAAACGGGACUUCCAGGUAUCCAAUAAGCUCGUGGCCAAUAUGAACAAAACCUAUCUGCUGGAGAACAUUGCCGUCAUGAAUUUAUACUAUCGCGAGUCGGCCUACUACGGCACCAUGAAAAACGUCUACAUCGGCUUCACAGAGUUCUUGUCCAACAUUGGCGGCGUCAUGGGCCUCUUCAUGGGCUUCAGCGUUAUCUCAAUAGCUGAAAUGCUUUACUUUCUCAUACUAAAGCCCAUCUCAGAGCUUAUAGCCUGGAAACGAGGCAACGAAAAACUACACGACCUUAAGACGACUCCAACAAGACAUCCAUUCAAGCAAAAUAAUUCAGUGUGGCAUACAAAGGAGUUGUAUCCCAAGGGCAUGUCAUCCAGCAAAAUGCAGCCACGCAGCAAGGAAAAAGUACGUUUAGUCAAAGAUAGAUACAAAUACUAG